AGUUCAUAUGAAUUAACGGUUUACCAACCGAUUGGAUUAUUAUUAUUAUUGUGGAUAAAUUGUGGAGAAAUUAAAGAUCCCAUUGGCUCAAAUGCAUUCAAAAAAAUAUGUCAACUAUAAUAGAAGCAACCAUAUGGGAUUGGCAAAGUCGUAGGUAGAGUUUUUGAAGAAUGCUUUCCAUCUUCUUCUUCAUCCUUCUCUCCCAUGCCUGCUCGGUAAAAUCCCAGCUACCACAGAACAUAUUUAUCCUAGCUGGCCAAAGCAACAUGGCCGGACGAGGUGGUGUUAUUAACGACACUAAAACCAACACCCUUAUCUGGGACGGCGUCGUUCCGGCCCAGUGCCAGCCAAACCCAUCGAUCCUCCGUCUUAAUGCCAAACUCACUUGGGUUCAAGCCCAUGAACCACUUCAUGCCGACUUUGAUGUUGCCAAAACCAAUGGAGUUGGACCAGGGAUGCCCUUUGCCAAUGCGAUUUUGACCAAGCGCCAGAGCUUUGGAGUGAUUGGUCUGGUUCCUUGCGCCAUUGGUGGAACUAAUAUUUCUGAGUGGAGAAAAGGGAGCUUUCAUUACGAGCAGAUGGUAAGGAGAACUCGGGUGGCUUUACAGAGUGGUGGAAUUAUCAGAGCACUUCUUUGGUAUCAGGGAGAGUCUGAUACGAUCACUCUUGAAGAUGCAGAAUCGUACAAAGGGAGACUGGAGAAAUUCUUCAUGGAUUUACGUUCAGAUCUGCAGGAUCCUAUGCUACCAAUAAUCCAGGUGGCACUUGCUUCUGGAGAAGGAACUUUCGUAGACAUAGUAAGAGAAGCCCAAUUAGGAAGCGAUCUCCCAAACGUGGAAUGCGUAGACGCCAAGGGACUACCGCUGGAGCCUGAUGGACUUCACCUCUCUACUCCUUCCCAGGUCCGUCUUGGUGAAAUGUUGGCUGAUGCCUUCCCAGAGUCAAUUCUGAGCCCCACCAAAGCCAGUGGUAUCACCGGUAAUGCUCCAACAAUGUUUGCUAGUUACAUUUCUUACUUUCUUUUGAUUCAAUUGCUCAUUUCUCUAUCAAUUAUUUUAACCUUAACGAUUAAUUUUCCAUAGCAAAGUAUCAUUGUGGUAAAAGUAAGAGACAAAUAUUUUAUAAUUUUAUUUUUUGGUCAUGUUUUGCUAGUUGAAUUUUGUCAUCUUCUAUUGCUUCUCUUAUGAAGUGAUACUUGAUUGUCAACAUCUUCAAAAUUUAUUCAAAGCCAAAUUACUUGAGAA
Mangifera indica (mango) is the source of this 1244-nucleotide messenger RNA. Its product is annotated as probable carbohydrate esterase At4g34215. The coding region runs from base 171 to 1082 and encodes 303 amino acids. The record is from RefSeq and is a predicted model, not a curated record. NCBI's taxonomy places the organism in Eukaryota, Viridiplantae, Streptophyta, Magnoliopsida, Sapindales, Anacardiaceae. The transcript has 2 exons.